Messenger RNA from Exophiala mesophila, 5040 nucleotides. RefSeq lists its product as uncharacterized. Gene Ontology annotation, biological process: negative regulation of transcription by RNA polymerase II. Gene Ontology annotation, cellular component: Sin3-type complex; chromatin. Bases 314 to 4870 code for a protein of 1518 amino acids. Lineage: Eukaryota; Fungi; Ascomycota; Eurotiomycetes; Chaetothyriales; Herpotrichiellaceae. Gene Ontology annotation, molecular function: transcription corepressor activity. The transcript is spliced from 5 exons. The record is from RefSeq and is a predicted model, not a curated record.
ACUCAUUCACACUCGACAUCUUUGACCUCGUCCUCCACCACUUCAACACUUAUCUUUUCACCUAUUUCUCGAGCCGUUGUGGUGCCAAACAUCAUUCUCUCUGCUUCACCACUGUUGGCACCGUUUUCCUCCUUUGUCGUGCCCGACCCGCCACUUACCAACAUCUCGUCUUCCUGCGCCUCUGCCAUGUUGUAGUCUCCUUCAGGCACACACGUGAGGGGAACAUCGCCAGCCCGCGAGCCAGCAAAACCACCUGCAUCUUUCUGCCACACCUUCUCCUCCAUCACCUGCUCGACCUCGCCCCAUCCUCAUCAUGAAUCAGAAUCCUCCAGAUCACUGGCGUGGGCCUGCUGGACCUCCUCAGGGUGAUCCUCAGUCUCAACCACGACCUUACGGCACAUUCGGUCCGGCCGGCCCUUCUCAAGGCCAGCACGUCCUACCUCCUCCACCUUCUCCCUAUCAUCAACAUCAUUCCCAACCUCCAACAGGUCAUAGCCUGUCCAUCGCCGAUUUGACUCAAGGUCCUCCAAGCCAUCAGCAGAGUCACCAGUACAACACCCAACCCCCACCUCCUCAACCCCAGAAUCAUCAGCUCGGCCCCAUUGGCCACCCCUUGCCUCAACAUUCCCCCCAGUAUCACCCCCGCGACAGGGAUCUGAGAGAUAUGCGCGACCGCGAACUUGAACUUCGUGAACGCGAGCAUCGAGAACGUACAAAUAUGGAACAUCUUCGUCAACAGGAGGAGAUGAUGAUGAGAGAUCGAGAGGCCCACAGAGAACAGCUGGACCGUAUGAACCGAGAGCAGCAACACGCUCAACGUCCUCCCGUCCAGAGCCAUGCCGCAAUCCCUCUUCACCAGCCCGUGGCAUCCAAGGUGCCCAACUCGAUCCACGGACCAAAUGGACUCCUUGCCAACGGAGGUGCAGGUGCAGGUGCAGGUGGUCCCCAGCACCCCGGCCCACCUCCACCAGGAAGCAAUCUGUUCGGCGGUCCAUCUCAGCAUGACGCUCAACGACAACCUCAGUAUCACCAGCAGGUCGGCCCACCUCAACAUCCUGGCCAACCCAUGCUUCCCAACCCUUCCCCUUUGCAAGCUCCAGCUCAGCUAGCUCACCAAGGCCAACAACCCAUCUUGAACGAUGCCCUCAGCUAUCUUGAUCAAGUCAAAGUCCGCUUCAGUGACCAGCCUGACGUCUACAACAAGUUCCUCGACAUCAUGAAAGACUUCAAGAGUCAGGCAAUCGAUACCCCGGGCGUCAUUGAACGCGUCUCUAACCUUUUCAACGGCCAUCCCACCUUGAUCUCGGGCUUCAACACUUUUCUUCCUCCUGGCUAUCGUAUAGAAUGCGGAACCGACGACAACCCCGAUGCAAUCAGAGUCACCACUCCUAGCGGGACCAUGACUCAAUCUCUGCAAAGACGAGGGCGUCCUCAGUUUGAAAGCAUCGAACCCAGCGGCCCUGGAAAUCAACCACCCAUGCGUCAUGAUGCCUUUGAAACUCGACAUGGUUGGGGCCAGCCUCUCGGAACUUCCCCCGGCCCUCGUCCAGCUGAACUUCCUGGCUACAAAUCUGGCCCCUCUGAUCGUCCUGUCGACGAAGUCACGGCCGCCAUUAACCAGCCAGACCAACGUGGGGUGUCUCAACUCCAAAACGCAGUCACUGCUGUCGCCAAUGGCUCAGCCCGUCCGGCCAUUGCCGGGUCUCCAGGGCCACCUCAAUCCUCCGCCUUCAACAAUGUUCAAGGAGAAUUGAAGCGUGGAGGUCCGGUCGAAUUCAACCAUGCCAUCAGCUACGUGAACAAGAUCAAAAACCGGUUUGCUCAACAACCAGAAGUUUAUAAGCAAUUCUUGGAAAUCCUGCAAACCUACCAGCGCGAAGCAAAACCCAUCCAGGACGUCUAUGCUCAAGUUACUACUCUUUUCAAUUCAGCACCAGAUCUUCUCGAGGACUUUAAGCAAUUUCUGCCAGAAUCAGCUGCUUCUGGCAAAGCCCAGGCCCAACGAGCAAUUGCCCAAGAGGAAACUAGCAACGUCCGUGGGGAACCUGGGUAUGCUAACGCAGCCUCCUCUGUUCCCGUCGUCCAAACCCCGAGACCGGCCUCCAAGAUGCCGCCGAUGGGUCAGUUCGACCCUCCAAGCACCAGCAAGGACAACAAGAAGCGUCGUCACGCGAAUUCGACCCUCACAGCACAAGCCUCGGUCGUGCCUACAGUAGAAUCCAACGUCGUUCAAGGCUCCAGAUCAGGCCCCGUUCAGGUUGGCGUCGCUAACAAGCGUGCCAAACUCAGCAACCAACGACCUGUGAUUAAUGAAGUGGUGAUGACUUCACCCACAUUGGUUCCGCAAGUUCCAGAACCCCUACCUCCCUUCCCCAACUUAUCAACAACCCAAGAGGAGAUGAACUUCUUCGAACGGGUCAAGAAGCAAAUCGGCCAUCGUACGAGCUAUGCUGAAUUCCUCAAGCUGGUGAACCUGUUCUCCCAGGAUCUGAUAGACAAAUACACGUUGGUCGAUCGUGUUGCCUCCUUUAUUGGAGGCAAUCAGGAAUUGAUGGCCUGGUUCAAGGCUUUUCUCAACAUCGAAGAGCAGGAGGAAGUCAUUGAGGCACGUGCUCGACCCGAUCCUGGUCGUGUCAAUCUGGCCCAUUGCCAUGCCCUCGGUCCGAGUUAUCGCCACCUUCCCAAGCGGGAACAAAACAAGACAUGCAAAGGACGCGAUGGCAUGUGCUACGAAGUCUUGAACGACGUCUGGGCAUCGCAUCCUACAUGGGCUUCGGAAGAUUCGGGCUUUAUUGCCCAUCGGAAGAAUCAGUAUGAAGAAUCCCUCCAUCGCAUCGAAGAAGAACGCCACGACUACGACUUCCACAUCGAAUCUUGCCAGCGAACCACCCAAUUGAUGGAGCCAAUCGUUCAGCAAAUCGGGAUCAUGAGUGACGCAGAGAGAGCUGCCUUUAAUCUGAGCCCCACGCUAGGCGGUGCGAGUGAAGCCAUCCCUAAGCGAAUCAUCAUGAAGGUCUACGGCCGAGAGGUUGGGGGCAAGGUGUGGAACGAAAUGCUUUCCAGACCAACCGCAGUAUUGCCAAUCGUCCUCAGCCGCCUCAAACAAAAGCUGGAAGAGUGGAAGCAAGUUCAGAGGGAAUGGGAGAAGGUCUGGCGUGAUUCGAUUCAUAAACAAUUCUGGAAGAGCCUGGAUCACCAAGGGAUCCAUGUCCGGAACCAGGACAAGAAGAAUUUUCUCCCAAAGUCUCUCACCAGUGAGAUUCAAGCCAAGUACGAAGAAGGCAAGAAGAAUCGCGACAAUGGCCUGACGCAGCAGAAGCAUCAACUUGAGUACACCUUUAACGACUUGGAUGUCAUUGUUGAUGCGGCUCGACUUGUGCUCGCUUCGCUGGAGUCGGAGCGGGUCCAGUACAAUCCAUCUGAGCAAGACAAGAUCCGAGCAUGGUUCACCGACUUCAUCCCACGGUUCUUUGGUCUCGAUCCUGAAAAGUUCCACGAACAGAUCGACGCCGAAUCACUGAAAAACAGAGACCACGAUGACAUUCCCGACGACCACGAGAGUGAUGCUCCGCCAGUGACCAAGGGCAAAGCGGGCCGUAAAUCUGACUGGCUUCGCCGACAAGCCCUCGAGAGACGACAUGGUAAAGAGGACAGUGUUGCCUCGGCCAGCAAAGAGUCGACUCCCAUGCCCGGAGCCGGCAGCGAAAUGGAGCUGGAUGAAGACACUACCGGGUCCGACCUCGUGGAGCAGAUUCAAAAGCCGUGGAUCAACGUGGCCAACAACGACCAGUCCGUUCGACAUCUUGCUCUGGAUGACCCGUAUGAGCAUGAAACUUUCAACCUGUACGCGAAUGCCAACAUCUAUUGCUUUUUCCGCCUCUUUGAGACGCUGUACAGUCGGCUGUUGCCAAUCAAAGAAAACGAAGCCAACGUUGAGCAAGCAGUUGCCCGUCAUCGGCCAGUUGACGGCAAGGUCAAGCCUGCCAUCGACUUGCGAAUGAUUGACAAGGGCCCCGAAUAUUUCUUUCCCAACAUUGACGGAAAUAAGAACUACUACGGUCAGAUGUUGCAAAUGUGCGAGGAGGCGGUGAUCAACACCAGCGAGUUGGCUCACCUUGAGGAGACGCUACGGAGAUACUACAACAAGACCGGUUGGCAGCUAUACACGGUCGACAAGCUCGUGGGCGCCAUCUUACGAUUUGUGAUGAACAUUCUCGGCGGUGACGCAAAGGACAAGAGCGUCGACAUUACCAACCUCUUUCUGAAGGAUCGCGAGCGGCCCGACACGACUCGCAAGCAGGAAAUUCAGUAUCGAAAACAAGUUGAACGGCUCUCCAAGGAUGGAGAGGUCUAUCGAAUCAGCUAUACACCCCGCUCGCGGACCUGCACUGUCCGUCUCUUCCCUCAGGACGAAGCGACAUUUGACAGCGAUAGCCUGAGCCCCGAGGCUCGCUGGCAGUACUACAUUGCAUCGUACACCAUGACUGAAGCGACCGAGGGGGUGGAUCUGGGACGUCUACGACCCAGUUACUUGCGACGUAACAUUGCUCCUCAGAAUGCCAAGAUCGAGACGGCAUACGAUGAGGUGUAUGGUAAUCUCAAGCACUUUGACGAGCAGACUGCAUUCGUUACCCCGGACUCGUACAAGGUGAUAUUACAUCAUGAUUUCGGGUGGGUACGAGAAAACCCAGAAGGACAUACGCCUGGCAAGGUGUAUGAGCCAGGUCGGAUAGAAGAAAACGAAAAGUUUCGAGAAAAGUAUGUACGAAAUACGGCGUGGAUGAAGGAUCAGAGGGCGGAGGAUGUGGAACGUCGAAAGGCGGCGUGGGAGCGAGGCAUUCGGGAGGGCAUCUUCGAGUUUGACGAUUAGCGUUGAGGAUUGAUGCAUGAUGGGCUACCGACUGUAUUGUGGACGGCUAUCUGUUGCUAGGAUGAUUGUGUAGUUUUUACCAUAGGAUGAUCUACAGCCCUAGUCCAUCAAACCCCUGGUCUUCCUACUGUGAACCGUGAACCUGUACUCGUCUGCGCAAAUCGCAACGU